GAACGUACUGAACAAUAAUGGGUAAGCAGGAAUCGAAUGACCUUUCACCCUACAGUGUCCGUCAUUUUUCACCGCUUGCUGCUCCAGACAGGCGCUUGCAGGAGGAUUGUGCGAAGGUAAUAAUCAACACCGGAAGCAGGUUCAACAUGGCAGAGACAGGUAAAUGGUCUCUUACUGCUGCUUCCAAGAACCUCGGUGAUGGGUCUCCUACAGGAUUUCUAGGUGACCGGAAUGAAAGUAAAACCAAAGACCAGCCAACAGUGAGCACAACCAUAGCGGUUAGUCAACCAAAACCAAACACUGGUGAGAAGCCUUACAUGUGUGGGGAGUGUGGAUACAGGACAGCAUGGGAGUCUCACUUAUCCCAACAUAUGAGAACACACACAGGGGAAAAACCAUUCAAGUGUGACCAGUGUGACUAUUCUGCUGCACGAAAAUACAGCUUGAAACAGCAUCUAGCCAAACACGCAGGUAAUAAAUCCUACAUGUGUGGGGAGUGUGGGUAUAGAGCAACUCAAAAGUGUCACUUAUCCAAACAUAUGAGAACUCAUACCGGCGACAAACCAUUCAAGUGUGACCAGUGUGACUAUUCUGCUGCAAAUAAGUCCAACUUGAACCAACAUUUAGUCAUGCACACUGGCUAUAAGCCCUACAUGUGUGGGGAGUGUGGGUACAUGACAGCUCUGAAGUCUGACUUAUCCAAACAUAUGAGAACUCAUACUGGUGACAAACCCUACAAGUGUGACCAGUGUGACUAUUCUGCUGCACAUAAGUCCAACUUGAACCGACAUUUAGCCAUGCACACUGGUGAUAAGCCCUACAUGUGUGGGGAGUGUGGGUACCGGACAACUCAGAAGUCUCAUUUAGUGGAACAUAUGAGAACUCAUACAGCUGAAAAACCCUACAAGUGUGAUCAUUGUGACUUUUCUACUGCACAUAAGUCCAACUUGAACCGACAUUUAGCCAUGCACACUGGUGAGAAGCCCUACAUGUGUGGAGAGUGUGGGUACAGGACAGCUCACAAGUCUCACUUAUCCCAACACAUGAGAACUCAUACUGGUGAAAACCCCGACAAAUCUGGGCAAUUCGGCUAUUCUGCUGCACUGAGAUCUACAUUGGACAACCCUGGUAAAGCACACCUGUGAAGAACACUACAAAUCUGAGAAAUGUGAUUUCGGGACAUAUAAGAAGACUCCCUUAUCCGAACUGAUAGCGUACCAGUUUUUAUGUUAUCUAGCUAUAGUAAAAAAAAAUGUACAACAGAUGUCAUCUACUUGUAGCAAAUAUAUCAUGUUGUGUAUGCAUUCUGCAACAGUCAUGUAAGAAGAACACUUAACGUGUCCUAUUCCAAUAUUUGAGAAUAAGCCUCCUCACAGUUACGACCUUACAUAUGCUGUAAUAAGUUCUAUAUCCCUUUCUUCUUUAUAUUGAGGUGACCGCCUUCAGCGUUUUGAAGCUUCUGUAACCUUUGAAUGUGUUGAGUUUGCUGAAAUGGGCGGUUAUGCCGACAAACACUUGAAACAGAUUUGAGUCUUGAAAAUGUCCACGUGGAACUUAAGGCGCCCUCCAAAGAUAGUAAUAGUUAGUUCAUAUUAGGUCAUUCCCCAAAUGUUUUAGGUAUGUGAUUCCGGUAUGUUUGUUUAAAUAGAAACAAAAUAUUGUCCCUUUCAGACGAUA
This is a messenger RNA of Branchiostoma floridae (Florida lancelet), 1677 nucleotides long. Its product is annotated as gastrula zinc finger protein XlCGF8.2DB-like. Bases 18 to 1145 code for a protein of 375 amino acids. The transcript has 2 exons. Gene Ontology annotation, molecular function: DNA-binding transcription factor activity, RNA polymerase II-specific; RNA polymerase II transcription regulatory region sequence-specific DNA binding. Gene Ontology annotation, cellular component: nucleus. Gene Ontology annotation, biological process: regulation of transcription by RNA polymerase II. The record is from RefSeq and is a predicted model, not a curated record. NCBI's taxonomy places the organism in Eukaryota, Metazoa, Chordata, Leptocardii, Amphioxiformes, Branchiostomatidae.